GGGGUACCCAAAAUACGACUACCUACUACCCUCCCCCUUUCUUCCUGCAUCGCAUUGCAUCCUCCCCUUAUGCUCGCCAAAUCCUCGAUCCUCCCAACAAUUCCCAUAUAAUCAGCUCCGCGCAGGUCUUCGUCGACCUGUCCGUUUCUGCCACUUUCCUUCUCCUCUAUGCGACGCACCUCGGUCUCGCUGCCGACCAGAAACGUAGCUCAAGAUCCUUACGAAAAAGCAGGCAGAUAUUCGUACUCGGGCGCUCGUGAAGGCGCCGCCGGCACUCUGGAUAAAGCAAAAUCCACCUGGAUGGCGCAAAGUCAGCGUUCCAGGUAUUUGAAGACGGGAGGAAUUCUGUUCUUCGUGGUCUUCUUGUUCUACUAUUUAUCCCCAUCUGGGGUGGAUGUGUACAGUGGAGGUAGGUCAAUGCUCGCAGAUUGCCAAUUCAGAUCAUGCUCUAACCUGUCGAAAUUGAAGGCAAAACCACUCUUAAGACUGGGGGAGGUCAAUCGGCAUCAGACCCGUCUCUAGGUACAACGAAGUGCUCGAAGUCCAGCGACAAGUCAAAACCAAUUGUCCAAUAUGCCCUCAUGAUCGAUGCUGGGAGCACUGGAUCCAGAAUCCAUGUCUACAAGUUCAAUAACUGCGGACCAACGCCUGAACUGGAAAAGGAGGAAUUCAAAAUGACUGAAAAGAAGAAGGGAGGUUCUGGAUUGAGUUCUUUUGGCACUGACGCUGAAGGAGCUGCGAAGAGUCUCGAUGUUCUUAUGGAUGUUGCAAUGAAAGAGGUCCCUGAUAAACUCAAGGGGUGCACACCUGUUGCAGUAAAGGCAACUGCGGGGCUUCGUCUACUGGACAAAGAUCAACCUAAUACAGAGAAGAGCCAGAAUAUUCUCGAUGCCGUUCGAACUAGAUUAGAGACUGUAUACCCUUUCCCAGUCGUCUCCAAGGAGGAAAAUGGUGUAGCCAUCAUGAACGGGAAAGAUGAGGGUGUUUAUGCCUGGAUCACUACCAACUUCUUGCUUGGCAAUAUUGGAAGCCCGGAGAAGACCAAAACAGCAGCAGUAUUCGAUCUUGGUGGUGGUUCUACUCAAGUCGUUUUCGAGCCCAACUUCCACCUCCCCAAUAAAAUGGAAGAAGGAGACCACAAGUAUAAGCUUGAAUUCGGAGGAAGAAAUUUUGAAUUGUACCAACAUUCUCAUCUUGGCUACGGUCUGAUGUCAGCACGAGAAUCCAUCCACGCUGCACUAAUCAACAAUGUCUACAACACAAAGAAGGAUGAUAUCACUUCGGAUUGGAUUUCCAAACCAGUCACCAAUCCUUGUAUCACCCCAGGAAUGGCACGUCAAAUUGAUGUUAAGCUCGAAAAGGGCCACCCUCUCGGAGACAAAGUGUCUGUCAACAUGACGGGUCCAUCAUCCGCAUCACCUGCACAAUGUCGCAAACUUGCCGAGCAAAUCUUGAAAAAGGACGCCGCUUGUACUGUGGCUCCUUGCUCGUUUAACGGAAUCCAUCAGCCUUCCUUAGAAAAGACUUUCUCUCGCGAGGACGUUUACACAUUCUCCUACUUUUUCGACAGAACUGACCCACUUGGAAUGCCAGAGUCGUAUACUCUGAGAGAUCUUCAACGACUCACAGACCAAGUUUGUGGAGGGCGAGAAAGCUGGGAUAUGUUUGAAAACAUACCCGGUGCAAUGAAAGAGCUUGAGGGUCGUCCAGAACAUUGUCUCGAUUUGAACUUUAUGAUGGCUCUUUUGCACACUGGUUAUGAAAUGCCUAUUGACAGAGAAGUCAAGAUCGCCAAAAAAAUCAAGGAUAAUGAACUUGGUUGGUGUCUUGGAGCAAGGUAUGUUUUGUUGCUCGUUACGUUUGGGCAUCCUUGCUAACAUAUUCAUUAGCCUUCCUUUAUUGAGCCAGUCAUCAGGCUGGAAAUGUCGUAUUAAGGAGGUUUCGUAGGUAAACGAAAAUAGAAUGCAUUGUAGGAGUCAAGGGUAUUUUUUUUUAAUUACGCUGGUGCUUAUCAGCGGGUCUCAUCAGAGCACCAAACUUCAUUUGAGUAUACAUUGCUACGACUUACCCUCGUGUAUGUAUACAUGCUUAUUUUCUGGACGAGGUAACACCUAGGGGAGCUCGGUGUGUUAUCUCGAGGAUGAUCAUGAAUUGAAUGUCUUUCAAUGUAUUCUAUUAUGCCUUAUUGCCUAUAAGAUCAAAGCGUCUUCUGGGGAUGACUCUCUCUUAUUCUCUGCUCAACGAUAUGUAUCCUUACUUCUUGCAUGUCUACCGCGUCUGUUCCACAUCCGCUUCAAGUAACACCUCCAGUAGUACUUCCCACUUCCCACUUCAUACUAUACCCCAAUCAUCGCCAUCUAAAAUGACCCUUCAAAGGCGAAAGGACGAGAUUCUCACUCACCUUACCCCAAAGCUUAGGACAAACACUCGAAAAACACCCAACCACAACAUCCUCCGUCGAAGCAUCCUCCCCCCUUCCCUUCAACCCAACAACAUCCUCCCCCUUCCGUCCCCCAUUCUCGCCAUCCCCCCGAACAUCCUCGCUACUCCCGCCCGUCUCCGCAUCAACCUCGCCCUCAACAGGCCCAGGCCCAGCCCUCAACUCCACCCUCCCCCUCUCCCUCUACCUCUCCCUCCACAAACCUCUCCCCCUCCACAAAAUGUCUCCCCCUCCCCAAUGGUCCAUCAUAGUUCCCCUCAUCGUGCAGACGCAAUCGUUGGGGAUGCUCUCGUUGGGGGACGUGUAAGAUGUGUGCUUGGAGGUAGUGUAGAUCCCUGUCUUCUUCUGUUUUGAAGGGCUGCCGAUGGGGACAUUUUGGACAGUGUUGGGUCGAGCGGGCGUGUNUGUAAGAUGUGUGCUUGGAGGUAGUGUAGAUCCCUGUCUUCUUCUGUUUUGAAGGGCUGCCGAUGGGGACAUUUUGGACAGUGUUGGGUCGAGCGGGCGUGUGGGAGGGAGGGGUUACGGAAGGGGGGAAGGAUUGUGAGGUGUGGGUUUUGGCGGGGUGGGGGCAUUGGUGUGCGCUUUUUGGUGGUGUGGUGGUUUGUGUGGUGGAUUGGGUUGUUUGGUGAUAGGUAAUGGGUUUAUGGAGAUGGUUACCAUAUGUUUGAAUGUUUGAUGGACAGGAGGCGGUUCAUGGGUUGAGCAGUUUGGUUUAUACUUGUUGGAUGAGUCUGUGAUUGUACUAUUAUACUGUUGCGGAAUGAAAGUGAAUCUGUCAAUGUCAAUAUCAACAUCAAACUAUCUCUGUAGACAUAGCUGUGUUCAACCACCAGUGAACAGACUAAGCGGGUUGGUGCAGCAUUCACUUUUACAUACGCCAUUCAAUUAAGGCUUGAGCCACUCUCCUCUACUGAGAACAUUGAACUCGUAGUCCUCAGAAGUUAAUUCAACAGCUUUUUUGCAUUCAACGAUAGCUUAUGGAAGCUGAGCUGUAGUUUCAAGGUGGCCCAACAACACCAAUCCUUUGACCUUGGAUAACGGAUGAUCGUGGAGAACGAAGAGUCUGUUAACGUGGAUUUUCACUGCGGAAGAGAAGCGGUUGAGACUUUGAGAAGCCUGAGAGCACCUUCAUUUAUCGAUCUCUCAAAAUAGGGGUUUGAAGUGAGCGCCCAUUUGUUUAAUGAGUGAAUAUAUGAUGCUGACAAUUCUAAGCAGGAACUUGAGCUACGAUUGCUGAAUAUGUAUCUGGCUUGCAAUAAGCCAUUUUUUCAGUAACGUAUACACAUCUUCAACUCUAGGGUUUUUGUAGAAGCCUAGAAUUAUGUCUCCAAAUCUGGAUAUUGAGUGCCAAAUAGACUAGACAGAUCUUCGGGGUAUAAUAUUAUUGAUAUAGCUUGGAGAAGUUGUUGUGCGUCUUUAACGAAUCUGCCUCCCUACUUGAGAACUUGAUCGAUCAUUGCAAUGUAGACGACAGUCUCUCAAAAGAACCAUCUAGACUUACGGCAGUCGUUGGAAUGACCAAUUGAGGACCGUACCGGUUCUAGAGGGUUGAUAUUUGAGAGAAUUGAUGAAGUGCACUUUCAGGUCUCACUUCCAGCAAAAGUUGACCAGUCUUAACAUUAAAACGUACUUCGUGCCAAUGGACUGGUAAAGCCCAGCGAUGCAACUGACAUUAAGUGGGAAAAAAGAAAAUGGACAAAUCGAUGGAACACAAAUUCACUUGUGAAAGGGUGACGUGGUAAAAUGGCAGUGGUAAUAAUUGGGGGCUGUAGGUUGGCAAUGUAAAAUUCAAAGGGAUUUGAACAUGGCUAUCGCAAACUGAUUACCGCCGUGUAAGUAAACUAUUCGAAAUGGGUUCAAGCCAAAUGUAAUACGGAUACUGCUCAACGUCGAGGUCAAAUUGGCUUGACCUAAUUGUAGGUCCCUGUGGCACUCGCCGCAACCCCCAAGACUUGACUUCUUUGAUUUCCAAAUGCUUCUGGGCUACACGUUCUGCGAGUAUUGGUUGCGUGAACCCGAGAAUCUUUCGCGUCUGACUCGAUCAAACAUGUCGUCACUUCGUUGUUUCUCUCCGGAGUUGGGUACGUGGAUCGAUUGAUGGUUUCGGACAAGGUUUUCUUCAAAUCUGUACGAAAGUAGGAGCAAAUGUACAACCUCAAAUCUGCAUGCAGGUGAAAAGCUUCCAUUCAGUCAAGAGCAAUGUACGUUUCGGGCAUCAUAACCAUCCUCCAAUAACACACAUUCCCUCCGUCCCUCGAGAAACCCCCCGUCUCAAAGAGCAAAAAAAUCUGGUGAUUCACCCCAUCCGUAAAACUCCAUGCCGUGUGUAAACAUCCGUCCGAUCGAGGUUGUCACUUUUGCCCGGUUCGCAGAAAUCGAUUUGGAGGCAUUGUUGCCGUGCGAGUGAUUUAACGGUGCUAUAACAGGCCCAAUGUGUCAGAUUCUUGCUAGCUUCCAAAUAUUCCUGGAUAUGGUAAUUUCAAGGGCGAGAUUCCUUACCUUGACAAAUCCAAUAUCGGCUGCCUUCUCUCUGAAGCAUUGUCUGCAGAUGUUCAAUCCAUACUUUCGGAUGAGACCAGCUUUGUGUGUGCAGACGCGGCUUUAAUUCAAGUUAGCACUAAUUGCUCUUCCAUGGCCCCUCCUCCGUCCCUUAAAUGUAUAUCAUCAUUUGUAGGGCGGCUCUCGAAUCGUGGGGCAGCUGUACGUACCAAGCGCGGGCGCCCUUUCCGUAGGUUCGGGGUCUAGAGUUCCAGACUGAUUCGUGAGACAUUUUGGAGAUGCGAUUUGACGGUUCGAGGUGUUCGGUACGUCGUCGUCGGGGGUGGAUUGGCGGGUUGUCGAUGUCGUAUGAAAUUAUCAAAAAUAUCUCGCGAAAUUGCCCGUGGUGGGCGCUGUUAGGGCUCAGAGCGGGCGGUGAACCAAUUUCCACGUGAUGCGGCAGAAUCCAACCUCGGGAUUUUGCCGCCGAUGAGGCCGAGAAGGCUACAGUACAUUAUCCUCAGCCUUGUCAAAACAAACAACCCCUCUCUCCAUCAAAUCAAACCAGGACACAACAUAAGAAGAGCUCUUCAAUCCAUUUCAUCUACCCGCAAUGGUACUCUAACUCCUCUGACUAAUUAAAACAUUACUAACCAUUCGCUAAGUCUAAAGACUCUUCCUAUACCUACGUCCACUUCACACGAGCGAGGGACGCAGACCUCUUCGAAGACUUCUGCAAAGACAAACUCCCAGACGAUGAAAUCUACGUUCCUCCACAUAACCAGCCAAUCAAUCCCGAAGACGAAGACGAUGUAGUGCCAGAUCAGCACGCAGCGUUUGGUAUUCAGAGAGCCACACAAAAGACCAAAGAGCCUGCUUGGAAAGAUUUGGGAUUGGCUGAACUGAUGAAGAAAGGCCCCGAAAAGACUCAACCCGCUGGAGGUGCUUUCAAAGGGUCGAAGGCUUUGCCGAGAUGAUGGAUUAUGAAUAUUCUGCGGGGGGUGGAUGCGGCGAACCUUCGACUUGCUGAGCAUACAUAUCCAACGAAAUGGGUGCGAAACACAAACCCGAGGAGCAAUCGUCGCAAUGAAUUCAAUGAAAUUUACGGAUCCUAUCACAAGCAUCAUACCGGGUGAGCUGCAGGGGGUCAUAGUAGAAGCAGACCGAAUCCAGUUCUCACAGCUCUGGGCCCUCCACACUCAACUACUCAAGCAAGGCAAAUUUAUAUUAUUGCCUAGAGCAAAUGGAAGGCUUUGGCGAGCACAAUGCGUGGGUAUCUUAGAGUAGCAAUUACAUAGUUCCAUGAUGUUAUGACAUGGGAUAUGAGA
Hymenoscyphus albidus is the source of this 6246-nucleotide messenger RNA. The record is from the annotation of a GenBank genome assembly. Lineage: Eukaryota; Fungi; Ascomycota; Leotiomycetes; Helotiales; Helotiaceae.